This is a messenger RNA of Erigeron canadensis, 3824 nucleotides long. Its product is annotated as autophagy-related protein 11-like. NCBI's taxonomy places the organism in Eukaryota, Viridiplantae, Streptophyta, Magnoliopsida, Asterales, Asteraceae. Gene Ontology annotation, molecular function: protein kinase binding; molecular adaptor activity. The record is from RefSeq and is a predicted model, not a curated record. Gene Ontology annotation, biological process: autophagosome assembly; autophagy of mitochondrion; positive regulation of protein phosphorylation. The coding region runs from base 432 to 3647 and encodes 1071 amino acids. Gene Ontology annotation, cellular component: extrinsic component of membrane; Atg1/ULK1 kinase complex; phagophore assembly site membrane. The transcript has 6 exons.
ACUACAUCUCCAUCACCAUCGCCAUCAUCAUCAUCAUCAUCAUCCAAUUCCAAUCCCCCAUAUAUAACAAACGGCAGACUUGUUCACAAAAACAGUAAAAACACAUAAUUCCUCACAAUCAAUUAGAAAAAAAAUCAUAUUAUAUUAUAAAAUUAUAAUCUGCUCUUCGAAAAGAAAACCCAGAUUGUGGAAGAAGAAGUACAUAAAUCUGUUGCCUUGUGAUUUACUCAUCAUCUCAUUAGAUUUUAGAGAUUGUAAAAAGGUUGUAGCUGGAUUUGAUUGGAUUAGAUUAGUGGAGGAUAAAUUGGUCUUUUUGCUGAUUUUUAUUUAUACCGUUAUAUAUAAUGUUGUAAAGAUUAUCUGCCGAAUUGAGUUUGGGAAAUCUUGAAUCUAUCUUGGGUUGAUUGGGAUAUUGUUUAGGGUUGAAAAAGAUGAGUUCGAGUGAAACUUUGAUACAAAGGGGGAAGCUUUUAGUUCAUAUAGCCGAAAAUGGGCAUUCGUUUGAGCUUGAUUGUGAUGAAGAUACCCUUGUUGAAGCGGUUCAACAAUUUUUGGAGUCACUUUCUGGGAUUCGGUUAAAUGAUCAGCUUCUUUUGUAUUUGGAUAUGAAGUUGGACCCUCAAAAUCCUCUUUCUGCAUACAAACUUCCAUCUGAGGACGGAGAGGUUUUCGUGUUUAAUAAAUCUAAAAUGCGAACUAAUUCCGCUCCGCCAGGACCUGAAGAGCUUGAGCUAUCCGAAAGUAAUUAUCCUGACCCUCCACGGCCGUGUUCAUCUCAUGAUACCCAUCCGUUGGAUGAAGCCUCUGAUCCUGCUUUAAAAGCAUUACCGUCCUAUGAGAGGCAAUUUAGGUACCAUUACCAGCUCGGAGAUGCAAUAUACAGACGCACCCUUGUGAAGUUCGAUGCUUGUGAGAGACUAGCAAGAGAGCAAAUGGUUCAAGAGAAGGCAUUGGAGAUUGCUAGGGCUAAUUUAGACCAUUUCUAUAAGAUGAUCCUCCAGAACUACAUGGAUUUUGUCAAGUGUUACUCGCAACAACAAAGGACACAUUCUAAUCUGUUGGUGAAUUUCGGACGGGAUUUAGAGAGGCUAAAGUCUAUUAAGCUUCUACCUGUGUUACAGACUGUUGAUAGGAAAUGCUUAUUGGAUUUUGUGAAGGAGGAUAAUCUAAGAAAAAUGGUGGAUGAUUGCAGUAAUUCUCACCGGCAAUUUGAAAAUAAAGUUGGAGACUUUAAGCAGGAAUUUGGUGAAUUAAAGAGAAGUACUGAGCAUUUGUUUUCUAGUAAAGCUUCAAUCCUCAGUAGAGAUUUGGGGAGAACAGUCAAGGAGCAUGAGCAUCAUAUCAACGAGCAGAAAAGUAUAAUGCAAGCUUUAAGCAAAGAUGUCGGUUUGGUGAAGAAGCUUGUAGAUGAUAGUUUGACGAGUCAACUCUCCAGUUCUCUUCGUCCACAUGAUGCCGUUUCAGCAUUAGGCCCUAUGUACGAGGGCCAUGACAAAAGUUAUCUCCCCAAAAUGCAAGAUUGUGAACGUGCCAUUUCCAACCUCCUUAUCUUUUGCAAAAACAAAAAAUCUGAAAUGAACAAUUUUGUUCACAAAUACAUGCAAAAGAUUGCAUACAUUCAAUACACAAUUAAAGACGUAAGGUACAAGUUUUCUGUCUUCACCGAAGCACUAAAACGACAGAACGACCAAUUUGAGCAUUUGAAAGUAGUUCGUGGAAUCGGGCCUUCAUAUAGAGCUUGUCUAGCAGAGAUAGUGAGGAGAAAAGCGUCAAUGAAACUUUAUAUGGGCAUGGCUGGACAAUUAGCUGAACGGCUCGCAACUAAAAGGGAAUCAGAAAUAAGAAGAAGAGAAGAGUUUCUAAAAGUCAACAGUUCAUAUAUUCCUCGAGACAUUUUGGCAUCAAUGGGCUUAUAUGAUACUCCUAAUACAUGUGAUGUCAAUGUAGCUCCAUUUGAUACUAAUUUACUUGAUAUAGACAUAGCAGACGUGGACCGUUUUGCCCCAGAACAUUUAGUUGGUCUUUCUUUUAAGAAGGCGUCAUCUUCAAUGUCUCAAGAUGUUGAAGAAAGUUCUGAAAGUGGGACCGGAAACUAUAAUGAUUUUGUUGAGGGUUCUGAAAUGGUGGAAAUUGCAGGAACCAGCAAGAUGGAAGUUGAAAAUGCGAAAUUAAAAGCUGAACUUGCUUCUACUAUAGCUCUGCUUUGUUCUUUUUCACCUGAAACUGAUUUCGAAGAUAGUGAAGUGGGAAAUGUGCUAAAAGUAGCUGCUGAAAAGACUGCCGAGGCAUUGCGUUUGAAAGAUGAACACGAGAAACAUUUGCUAAAUAUGUUAAAAGUCAAACAAAUGCAGUGUGAAUCGUAUGAGAAACGAAUAAAAGAGCUUGAAAAUAGGCUGUCUGACCAGUAUUGUUUAGAACACAAACUUAAUAAAGAUGAAUCUAUACGUUGUGCAUCAUCCGAGCCUAUGGAUGAGGCUUCUUAUGCUUCUAGUUCAUUACUUUUGAAAUCGGGAGGUAAUGAUUCUUCUGGAACUAUGAAUCCUAACAUGGACUCAUCAAUGGUGGAACCGAACCGUGAUGAAAAAGAUGACAAGGAGACAAUGGUAACAGAUGUGGGGAUGGUGUUGGCCACUAGUUCAACUGCUGAUUACAUGCCUGGGCCUCUGAUAACUGUGACUUCAGAUGAACAGGUCAAAUCUAGUGGUGAACUUGUGGUGGAGUUGCAAAACUUGCUUACUGAGAAAUUGAAUCAGGUAGAUGAAAUAGAAGCCAAGCUCCAGGCUGCAUUGGAGGAGGUAACAAGGCUGGGUAGUGAGCUGGAAACCAGUCGGAAUCUUCUGGAUGAAUCUCAGAUGAAUUGUGCUCACUUAGAGAACUGUCUACAUGAAGCAAGAGAAGAGGCUCAAACUCAUCUCUGUGCAGCCGACCGUAGGGCAUCUGAAUAUACUGCAUUGCGCACAUCUGCUGUCAAAAUCCGCAGCCUUUUUGAAAGGCUGAAAACAUGUGUUUCCUCAGCUGGUGUGAAUAAUUUGGCCGAGUCCCUGCUAGCUUUGGCUCAAUCUCUUGCCAAUUCUGCAAAUGAGAAUGGGGAUGACGGUACUUCCGACUUCCGUGAAUUCGUUCGGGUACUCGCUGAGAAGGUUGGUAUUUUGACUAGACGACGAGCUGAGCUGAUGGAUAGGUACACAAAGAAAGAGGCGGAAUUGGGAGAAAAGAAAGAAUUGGUCAACACUUUAUACACAAAGCUUCAAUCUGAAAAACAGGUUAACAAGGAGAAAAUAUCAUUUGGUCGUUUGGAGCUUCACGAGAUAGCUGCAUUUGUACUUAAUGUAGCUGGACACUAUGAGGCCAUCAACCGAAACAGCACUCACUACUAUUUAUCUUCAGAGUCAGUUGCCUUAUUCACUGACCAUCUUCCACACCGGCCCACCUACAUUGCAGGCCAGAUUGUGCAUAUUGAAAGACAAACUGUGAAAUCGUCACCUGUUCGAGCUGAACGAACCACCACCACCUCGAGCCAGUUUGCUUUGAAUUCAGGAUCAAAUGGUGCAAACCCGUAUGGUUUACCUGUUGGCUGCGAGUAUUUUGUGGUGACAGUAGCCAUGUUACCAGAUACUACCAUUCAUUCGCCCACUGCUGCUUCCUGAUCGUGAAAACUCGUUAAGAUAUGAUGGAAGAACUGAAAAAUAGCUGAGGCAAGUGUAAAUAGUUGACAUUUUAAUUGAAAAAUCACAAAAGUUUCCUGAUUGAAUUUGAUUCCACUUUUAUGUACAGUUGAUUAUGAUCAGUUUGUAUAUAUUUAACUCUCCUCUGAUCAUGUAAAA